AGAAUAAUGCGCCUGGUCUUCAGCGAAAGCACACGCUUUGGCUUUGAAUUCGACGCGCAGCCCGAGCCUCAUCAAUCAAUAUCUGAUUUCAACAAUUUUCAUCACUAUAAAAUUUGAUUUUCCCACUGACCCAUCUCCAAUCAUUCGAGUGCCAAAAGUUCCAGAUUCUUCCCCGGAGAUUCCAGGCUCCACCACGAUCGUUUUCUUCGCCCUGCACAUGCAGAAUUCUCCCAUUCCAAGUUCCAAUACGUGAUCAUUGAUCACCCUGGGAUUCUCCUUCCGUUGAUCUUCCAACCCCAUGUGCCGUUUCUUUCAUCCAUCGGCUUUUGAUCGUCGCCAUAGUUCCAUCUUGUCGCCAGUUUUAACUUCGAUUUCUGCCAUUGGGGCUACAGAGAGAGCUUCAGAUUGACAUUCACUCUGAGAAGGAAGUUUGUUUGUUCGUUUCGUUCCAUUUGCCGAACAGAAGGGGAAGAUGAGGGUGGUCAAGUCUCAGGUGUGGCAACCGUGUAAGAAGAAGAGGUCUUAAUCGGCGGAUUUUGACGCGAGAAAAGAGGGUGAGGGUGAGGGUGAAGCAGAUAGAAUUAUCAGAGAUGUCUUCCAGGUCCGUUAGUCAUAGCAAAGCGCGGGUGGGGAGGUACGAGCUGGGACGAACCCUUGGAGAGGGCAGCUUCGCCAAGGUUAAGUUCGCUCGGAAUUGCGAGACAGGAGAGAACGUGGCCAUCAAAAUCAUCGAGAAAGAUAAGAUUCUCAAGCACAAGAUGAUCGGCCAGAUUAAACGUGAAAUAUCAACGAUGAAACUCAUUAGGCAUCCAAAUGUCAUACGCAUGUAUGAGGUGAUGGCUAGCAAGACCAAGAUAUAUAUUGUUUUGGAAUUUGUAACUGGUGGAGAACUUUUUGACAAAAUUGCAAGCAAGGGAAGAUUGAAAGAAGAUGAAGCAAGAAAGUACUUUCAGCAGCUUAUUAAUGCCGUGGAUUAUUGUCAUAGUAGAGGUGUCUGUCAUCGAGACCUAAAGCCAGAGAAUUUAUUAUUGGAUGCUAGUGGUGUUCUAAAAGUUUCAGAUUUCGGAUUGAGUGCUGUACCUCAACAAGUUCGAGAAGAUGGAUUACUUCACACAACAUGUGGAACGCCCAAUUAUGUUGCUCCAGAGGUCAUCAACAAUAAAGGCUACUAUGGAGCAAGGGCUGACAUAUGGUCAUGUGGGGUUAUCCUUUUUGUUCUCAUGGCAGGGUAUUUGCCAUUUGAAGAAUCCAGUCUCAUGGAAUUGUAUAAAAAGAUUUUCAAGGCUGAUUUCACGUGUCCGCCAUGGUUCUCCUCUAGUGCCAAGAAACUAAUCAAGAGAAUCCUGGAUCCGAAUCCAUUAACGAGAAUUACAAUUGCCGAGGUCCUUGAGAAUGAGUGGUUUAAGAAAGGAUACAAGGCACCUGCUUUUGAAAAUGCUGAAAUCAGUCUUGACGAUGUUGAUGCCAUCUUUAAUGAGUCAGCGGAUACUCAUAACCUUGUUGUUGAGAGAAGAGAAGAACGACCUGCUUCACCUGUCACCAUGAAUGCGUUUGAGCUCAUCUCAAAAUCUCAGGGCCUCAAUCUUGCUACUCUUUUUGAGAAGCAAAUGGGGGUAAUUAAACGUGAAACAAGAUUCACGUCCAACUGUCCUGCAGAUGAGAUCAUUUCCAAGAUUGAAAGGGCUGCAGUUCCUUUGGGUUUUGAUGUGAAGAUUAACAACUUCAAGAUGAAGCUCCAAGGGGAAAAAACUGGACGUAAAGGUCAUUUAUCAGUGGCAACAGAGAUUUUUCAGGUUGCUCCUUCAUUGUACAUCGUAGAGCUCCGCAAAGCAGGAGGCGAUACUCUAGAAUUUCACAAGUUCUAUAGUAACCUCUCAACUGGACUGAAAGAUAUCGUAUGGAGACACGGAGACAAGAUGGGGCAAGAGGCCACUGGUACAGGUUUUUGAAAAUUCUAGGUGAUAGUUGAUACUCUCUGAAGUGGUGGUGUCGUCUCUGUGGCUGUCGUAUUUAUGUUAUGUUCAAUUAUGUAGCGAAAUUUAUCUAAGAAUAUUGAAAUGUUAGAUUAUAAAUUAUUAAUAGACAGUUAAAAUAUAUACAAAA
Momordica charantia (bitter melon) is the source of this 2103-nucleotide messenger RNA. RefSeq names its product CBL-interacting serine/threonine-protein kinase 23. Gene Ontology annotation, molecular function: protein serine/threonine kinase activity; ATP binding. The record is from RefSeq and is a predicted model, not a curated record. Lineage: Eukaryota; Viridiplantae; Streptophyta; Magnoliopsida; Cucurbitales; Cucurbitaceae. Gene Ontology annotation, biological process: signal transduction; protein phosphorylation.